AGAAACAUCCUUCUGUUUACAAGCACGUACGACCACUCGACCAGCACCCAUUCCAACCUCUGAAACUUCUACUCGACGCCUCAUUACCAUCGACACCAUCUUCUCCAAGUACUCCCAUCCAUCUGACGCCUCCAUCGUCGAUCAGCAAUCGUGCCCAAAGCUCCAACAUCGAUCUCCUAAUUUCUUGAUGUUCCAACAUCGUGCUCCAGAUAACCAUCUUCAGUGGAUAAAUCAAAUCAAUUCCCUUUUCAUAAACGAUCUUAAAUGGAAGCGGGAAAUCUCCUCCGUGCAGUCCCGUUAAAUUCUCAUAAACCUUCCGGUCUUCUUCUCCGAUCUAAUCGACAGUUCUCUAGGGUUUCGGCCAACUUACAGGGAGGUUAUAAAGGACCAAGGCCAAAGAGAGAAUUGAUUGCUGAUUGGGUAUCAAAAAAUGACGAUAUUGUCAGGAGUAUUCCGAUCUACGUCGGAGGGACCUCUCUGUUCGGCGUUCUGUUCAACAGGACAAUUUCCGGCAUAGCUCCCGUUGCUGAUGCCAGCAGUUCACAAUCCAGAGCCGAUCUACUUGCAAUUGGGUUAGCAGUAACUAAUAUUUUAGCAGGUCUUGUGUGGCUUUCAAUUCGACCUAAAUCCAUAUCUGUGGUGCCACCACGAGGUGUGGAGUGUGAAAGAAUACAUUCCAGCAUUCCGGAUCUUGUAUCUUCUGAAUUAAAAUGGGCAUGGGAAUCAUUGUCAGGAGUGACAUGCAGCAAGUCUCUAGUGAUUGUAUAUGAUGGGAUUUGUGUUGUACAAAUUGGAUAUGCUUCUAAUGAAAAUGAAGGUGAAGCCAUGGUUGUAGAUGCUCCUAAGUUGAUGCAAGGAUCAAUCUAUCAAGGCAUUAUGAAAUCUGGAUCACAAAGCUACUUGGCAAAUUUAUCUCUGUAUCCUGGAAAAUCUGAGCUCCCAUUUCUCCCUUCAAAUACACAGGCAGUGAUCUUGCAACCAGUUGGAGAUAAAGGAAUUGCAAUAAUUGGAGGCAUGGAUCAGUUUAAUAGGAGAGAAGCUGGAUGCCACGCUUUCUAAGCAUAUCAACACCAAAAAACCUUUGGCUACUUCCAAACCAAGAUAAACGUUUUGUUUUUCGUUAUUCAUUAUGAAUUUAACUAUGUUUGUAUAUCAUAAUAAUAAUUUAAUAUAUAUUUUUUAAAUAGUUUAGUAUGUCGCAUUUGUCAACAUGUUUUGCUUUGAACAAAUUUUAUACUUUUAUCUGGUGACAACAUGAUUAUGUU
Molecule: messenger RNA, 1265 nt
Organism: Lactuca virosa
Lineage: Eukaryota; Viridiplantae; Streptophyta; Magnoliopsida; Asterales; Asteraceae
Source: the annotation of a GenBank genome assembly